GGUCAGUGCCGGGAAGUGGGAAUCGUUAGGUUCGUUCCGGACUUGCAGCCCAUGGCCCAGACGUCUCGCUCUGGUAGCCUGCCUCCACUCGCUACCGUGCCCCCGCUGAGGGCGCAACCCGUGGACACUGGGGAGGAGCAGUGGGAGAGAAUGGGAACGGGCUCUCUCCGCAGGGACGUUCGCGGCUGGCUGGGGCUGCCGGUAGCCGGGAGCAUCCCCUACCCGGGGAUACGUCCGGGCGGAGCUUCUGGAGGGACGCCGUGGUGGCCGAAGCCGGCAGGUGUGAGCGAGGCCCACGAUGCUGCGGCCUGGAGGCAGGGGCCCGCAGGUGGCAGCCCGAUCCCUCCUGCGCUGCAGCAUCUCCGUGCGGUGUUGCUGCGGCUGCACCGCGAGCGAGAGCAGCUUCUCCUGGCCCGAGACUGCGCCUGCCACCUGCAGGCGGCUGUGCGCCUCCUGAAGACCUUAAGUCCUGGCUCGCCCUCCUGCAGCCGCAGCCCCUUGCCCCAGCUGUGCCGCGACCUGCAGCUGCACCUUUCCCAAGGGGCAGUCCUGCGAAUCGGCCUUGGGGAGCCGCUGCUGCUAGCGCGCCCCAUCGGACUAGCCGCCCAGUGCCUGGAAGCUGUCAUCAAUACGCAGCUUCGCGCUCUCGGCCGGGAACCCGCCAGCCCGGGCCUGUCGUCCCAACUCGCCGAGCUGCUCCUGGCACUUCCCGCCUACCACACGCUACAGGGAAAAGCCUUGAGCCACGUCCCAGGGGCUGCACGUCCUUUCCCCACGUCCCGUGUGCUCCGCCUCUUGACGGGAGAGCGGGGUUGCCAGGUGGCAAGUCGGCUGGACGAGGCGCUCAGGGGAUCAGGAUUGAGGGACCAGCUCCGCAGGCUGUUUCAUGAGGAGCAGGAUCUGCUACCAGGGCUGCUGGGCCUGACAGGGGGCAUGGCGGCUUCAUCCAGUUGUGGACUGGGGCCUGGAGGGGCCAGAGCCUUGUGGAGCCAAUAUUGGACCCUGCUGUGGGCAGCCUGUGCUCAGAGUCUGGACCUAAAUCUGGGACCCUGGAGGGACCCCAGGGCAGCAGCGCAACAGCUGAGUCAGGCACUGGGUCAGGCAUCCCUACCUCAGGAGUGUGAGAAGGAGCUGGCUUCUCUGUGUCACAGUCUACUUCAUCAGUCGCUUAUCUGGAGCUGGGACCAAGGUUUCUGCCAGGCCUUGGGAUCAGCUCUUGGGGAUCAGAGUGGUCUUCCCACAUCCUCUCGCACUGCUGAACUUUUGCAGCAGCUCUUUCCUCCUCUCUUGGAUGCCCUUCGAAAGCCCAGGUUACGAUUGAUUUUCUGCCAGCCUGCAGAUCCUGUGCCUAUUGCCCUGGGGCUGUGUACCCUGCAGACCACCUUGCUCUGGUUUCUGGGCAGAGCUCAGCAGUACUUGGCAGCAUGGGACCCAGCUUCCUUCCUGCUCCUAAUCCAAAAAGACUUACCUCCUCUGUUGCAUGAGGCAGAAGCUUUGUCUAGCCUGGCCUCAGAGGAAAGCUUAGCUCUGGAAAUGGAGCAGGAGCUGGGCCUGGAGAUCCAGAAGCUGACUGCACAGAUCCAGCUCCUGCCUGAAGAGUCACUAAGUCUCUUUUCUCAAGAAUGUCAUAAACAAGCCAUGCAGGCUUUCAAGCUCCACAUGCCACGGGGUCGGUACUGGCGGCUUCGUCUCUGUCCCGAACUUCCCAGUGUUCCGAGUGAGUAUGCUGGUUUAGUGGUCCGCACCGUACUGGAGCCUGUAUUGCAAGGACUGCAAGGAUUGUCACCCCAAGCCCAGGCCCCUGCUCUUGGUCAGGCACUGACAGCCAUCGUGGGUGCCUGGCUCAACCACAUCCUUACCCAUGGGAUUCGGUUCAGCCUGCAGGGAGCACUGCAGCUCAGACAAGACUUUGGAGUGGUCAGGGCGCUGCUGGAAGAGGAGCAGUGGAGCCUGUCCCCUGAUCUCCGCCAGACCCUGCUCAUGCUCAGCAUCUUCCAGCAGCUGGAUGGGGCCCUGCUAUGUCUGUUGCAGCAGCCCCUGCCCAAGUCUCAUGUCCACAGGAGGCCCCCCUGUUGCUGUGCUUGUCAUGAGGUCCAGACCACAGAAUUGCCCAGCAGCUGCCUCAAUAGCCUGGAGAGUUUGGAGCCCCCUCUCGGGCCUGGAACAUCCGCAGCCCAGACAGCUCAGCUGCAAAGCACACUAGGGGAAGGAGGACCUAGCCCCAAGGCCUUCCUGGUGGGAAAUCAGCAGGCCUGGCUUGCCCUCAGGCAACACCAGCCACCCCGCUGGCACCUGCCUUUUCUUUCCUGCCUGGGAACCAGUCCUGAAUCCUAAAGAGCCUGGGACCAGAAGUCAGAAAGUUAGAGCUCCCCAUCUGUAGCUGGAAAAAUGCAGACAUUUGGAAUUGCCUAGAACUGGAAGGAAGCCUAGAACUGGCAGCUUGGAGGAAAGCAUACUGGAGAACAAGCUGCACAGAGCCUGGACUUAAGAAUCCAUGAUCACUCCAGCACUUGGAAUCCAGGGUAAAGAGCAAGACCAAAGCCUGGAACCCGAAG
This is a messenger RNA of Sapajus apella (tufted capuchin), 2555 nucleotides long. RefSeq names its product coiled-coil domain containing 142 (gene CCDC142). The transcript is spliced from 9 exons. NCBI's taxonomy places the organism in Eukaryota, Metazoa, Chordata, Mammalia, Primates, Cebidae. Bases 52 to 2334 code for a protein of 760 amino acids. The record is from RefSeq and is a predicted model, not a curated record.